This is a messenger RNA of Erythranthe guttata (spotted monkey flower), 470 nucleotides long. RefSeq names its product protein RADIALIS-like 3. The record is from RefSeq and is a predicted model, not a curated record. Gene Ontology annotation, molecular function: DNA-binding transcription factor activity. NCBI's taxonomy places the organism in Eukaryota, Viridiplantae, Streptophyta, Magnoliopsida, Lamiales, Phrymaceae.
UAUACUAUAAUUGCGUCGAAUUCAAUUUCUUCGUCAUGGACACCAAAGCAGAACAAACUUUUCGAGAGGGCAUUAGCUGUGUACGAUAAAGAAACCCCCGACCGGUGGCAAAACAUUGCAAGGGCAGUUGGGGGGAAAUCUGUCGAGGAAGUGAAAAGGCAUUACGAGAUUCUUGUUGAGGACCUCAAGCAUAUCGAGUCCGGUAAUAUUCCGUUCCCGUAUUACCGAUCAAACGGGAAUAGCCGCUAAAUCAAACGGAGGCUAAUCAAGUGCGAAAGAUUGGAUUGAAGUACUAAUGGUUUUACAAGAGAAUGUAUAAAGCAAAUUGAACACUCACUAAAUUAUUGCGCAGUGUUCGAGAGGGAAAUUGACAAACUUAUAACUAUCUUAGAAAAAAUAUCAGGCAAUGCUGUCCACAUGUAAUUUUUCAUUUCCAGAGUAAUGAAAUCACUAUCUUUUUUACCCAGUUA